AUGAGUUUUGAAAUACUCUCUGUUAGAUGUUCCAGUGGAGUGGAUGAGAGUCAUGUGUUCAUCAGUUCUGGUAAAAAUGUCCGUCUGCCCUGUAAAAUUGUUCUAUCUCACUGCAAAUCAACACACUGGAUCUAUAACAGAUUGAGAUAUUCAGCAACAGUUAAACUGAUUUCUGGAGGGGAAAAGGAGAAAAACACAGAGAGACAUGAAAGACUGAGCGUGGGCUCUGACUGCUCUCUGAGCAUCAAGAACGUCACAAAAGAAGAUUAUGGAUCGUACACCUGCCAAAAAUAUGUGAAUGGAAAAAAAGAAGGAACUGAUGCUUGUGUUCAUCUGCAUGUUCUUCAUGUUUCUUCAUCAUCAUCCUCACAGACUGAGAUUAGUCCAGCCAGCUCUGUGACUCUCUCCUGUCAGUUGUAUUCAUUUGAAGGAGUUUCUUGUGAUGACUGGAUCCGUUCUGAGGGAAUCCAGCUGUUCUGGGUGAAUCAGGCUGGUGUUAAACUGACAAUAUCAGACUCUAGAUAUCAGGAAUCAGCUCCAGGACACUGUAUCAGCACUCUGAAUACAACACUUCUGAAAGAAGAUGACAACAGAGAGUUGAGAUGUGAAGUUACUCACAGAGAUCAAGUCAUGACCUCAGCCACAUAUACUAACAGGAGUUCAGCUCGAGCUGAUCUAAAGGCAGCAAUGAUUUCAGCCCACCCCACAAACUCUCAGGAUCCCCCAACUACAAACACACACAAAACUACAGAUCCAGCAGCAGAAACUGAAGUCAGCUGGACAACUGGAUCAUGGAUCAUCAGAGUGAUUUUGAUUAUUCUUGAGACUGCAGUGUUUGCUGCUCCUACUGUGAUUCUUCUUCAGAUCAUCUGUGCAAGAAGAACUGGGAGGAAGGACUUGCGGCACAGAGACGACAUAUCAAUACAAUAUUAA
Labeo rohita (rohu) is the source of this 933-nucleotide messenger RNA. RefSeq lists its product as uncharacterized. Gene Ontology annotation, molecular function: MHC class II protein binding; protein tyrosine kinase binding. The transcript is spliced from 7 exons. The record is from RefSeq and is a predicted model, not a curated record. Bases 1 to 933 code for a protein of 310 amino acids. Gene Ontology annotation, cellular component: membrane raft; external side of plasma membrane. Gene Ontology annotation, biological process: positive regulation of ERK1 and ERK2 cascade; interleukin-15-mediated signaling pathway; T cell activation. NCBI's taxonomy places the organism in Eukaryota, Metazoa, Chordata, Actinopteri, Cypriniformes, Cyprinidae.